This is a messenger RNA of Arachis ipaensis, 810 nucleotides long. The record is from RefSeq and is a predicted model, not a curated record. NCBI's taxonomy places the organism in Eukaryota, Viridiplantae, Streptophyta, Magnoliopsida, Fabales, Fabaceae.
AUGCUAAGUAUAGACUACAUCGUAGUCAACGUGAGCUCUGCAUACAAUGCUCUCAUAGGUCGGACAAUGCUAAACCAGCUCGCCGCAGUGGUCUCUACUCCACACCUGUGCAUGAAGUUCCCAAUGCCAGAAGGGAUUGCCACCGUAAGGGGGGGCCAAAAACUCGCGCGACGCUAUUAUAACGAAAGCCUGAACCUUAAGGGCGACCCCGGAGGAAAAGAAGCCAACACUAUUGAACUCGGGAGAACUCGAGCUCGCGAAGAACUUCGGCCCCAACCGAAAGGCGAGACCGAAGAUGUUCAGAUCGGAGAUACCCAAGACAAAACAACAAACAUAGGGGCAAACCUAAAAGGAGACUUAAAGGACCUGCUGAUAAAGUUCUUAAGGGCGAAUUCUGACUUAUUCGCCUGGAAGGCUGCCGACAUACCCGGUAUUGAUCCCGGACUAAUGUGUCAUAAAUUGGCAGUAUACCCUGGAUCUCAGCCAAUACAACAGAAACGCAGAAAGCUUGGCCCAGAGAGAUCGCAAGCUGUGGAGGAACAGAACGCAGGGGAUACAUACCAGAGGUUGAUGAACAAAAUUUUUGCCAACCACAUCAGAAAAUUGAUGGAGGUCUAUGUCGACGACAUGUUGAUAAAGACACAAAAGAAAAAAGCGCUACUACUCGACCUUGCCGAAGUGUUUGACACUAUAAGAAAGCACGGGAUGAGGCUAAAUCCCGUAAAGUGCACUUUCGCGAUAAAGGCUGGAAAAUUGUUGGGUUUCAUGCUCACCCAAAGAGGAAUUGAAGCAAACCCAGAUAAAUGUUAG